Molecule: messenger RNA, 831 nt
Organism: Echinops telfairi (small Madagascar hedgehog)
Lineage: Eukaryota; Metazoa; Chordata; Mammalia; Afrosoricida; Tenrecidae
Gene: SRI
Product: sorcin
Exons: 8
Coding region: 41-646 (201 amino acids)
Molecular function (GO): calcium ion binding
Source: RefSeq, a predicted model, not a curated record
AGCGGGGCACAGCGAGGGCGGUGGCGGCACUGUAGGCACCAUGUCGUACCCCGGGCACCCUGGCGGCGGAGGAGCGGGCGGCGGCUUCUACCCGGGCGGGUACGGAGGGGCGCCCGGAGGGCCCGCGUUUCCCGGACAAGCUCAGGACCCGCUCUACGGUUACUUUGCGUCCGUCGCUGGACAGGAUGGGCAAAUCGAUGCCGACGAGUUGCAGAGGUGUCUGACCCAGUCGGGCAUUGCCGGCGGCUACAAACCUUUUAACCUGGAGACAUGUCGGCUGAUGGUUUCUAUGCUGGAUAGAGACAUGUCGGGCACAAUGGGUUUCACUGAGUUUAAAGAACUCUGGGCUGUACUGAAUGGCUGGAGACAGCACUUCAUCAGUUUCGACAGUGACAGAAGUGGCACGGUGGAUCCUCAGGAAUUGCAGAAGGCCCUGACGACGAUGGGAUUUAGGUUGAGUCCCCAGGCUGUGAAUUCAAUUGCAAAAAGGUACAGCACCAAUGGGAAGAUCACCUUUGAUGACUACAUUGCCUGCUGCGUCAAACUCAGGGCGCUCACAGACAGCUUUCGAAGACGGGACACUGGCCAGCAAGGCGUUGUGAACUUCCCAUAUGAUGAUUUCAUUCAGUGUGUCAUGAGUGUCUAAAUCAAGAGGAGGCUGCAUGACCAUUCUCAACAUUCCUCCGGGGCUCUCCUUUCAUCCUCCGCAGCCAUGUGUGUACACUUAGGCCGCCAUGUACCCGUGACAGCUUGUAAAAGUUUUUACUUUAUGUACAGCUUAAGUUUUGUGUGUAGUUUUGAUAAUAAAUUCUUUGGAAUCUAAAUAACCCA